GAUAAAGAAACUUCCUUUGAGUCGUGAAAAACAUUGAACUACUGUAUCUACUGUAUGUAUUCUUCAAUGCGGUCACAGCAGCAAUGGAUUAUAUACAAUAAGACAGCACAUCACAGCAAGAAGAAAGAGAAAACAUCAACAUUGUUUGGCACGGGGUGGAGUACAGGGUGGGGCACAAAGUGCAGCACAGGAUGGUGCAGAUGUUGGGGCACACAAAGAGGAGGGUGAACCAUUUGUCCAAACCAGCCCAGGGUUUAUGACCACCACUGAAAUAUCUUGUUGACGGGACUACAAAUGUUUUGAGAGAGAGGCAGCCAAAAUAAUUUUCAUACCGACUUCAGAAGAUGCCCACAUUGCAAGCAAUUUUAAAGAAUUUGGACAAAUUUUUGAAGAACUUUCCAGUUUUCAGCUCUUUUCCAUUCGCUCUUUUGUUAAUUGGAUUGGAAGAGUUGAUUGAAUUGAACUUCUCAUGUCCAUGCAAAUAUGAGCUGAAUAAAUAUCUAACGGCAUUCAUCUUCACUGGACCUCCUCUGUUUGCAUUUACAAUGAUGUUCAUCGCGUUAAGACCCUGUAACUAUGGAUGGUGUUUAAUAAAUAAAGCCAAAGAUGAUCAGCAAAUUUCUGCUAAAGGAAAUAAAUCUGAAGGUGAUCAGCAAACUUCUGCUAGAGCAAAAAAAGGCGGAGAUGAUCAGCAGGGUUAUACCAGUGCAAAUAAAGCCGGAGAUGAUCAGCUAAGUUCUGCUAAAGCAAGUAAAGGUGGAAAUGAUCAGUUAAGUUCUGCUAAAGCAAGUAAAGCUGGAGAUGAUCGGCUAAGUUCUGCUAAAGCAAGUAAAGCUGGAGAUGAUCGACAAAGUUCUGCUAAAGCAAGUAAAGUUGGAGAUGAUCAGCUAAAAUCUGCUAAAGCAAGUAAAGGCGGAGAUGAUCAGCAAACUUCUGCUAAAGCGAAUAAAGCCGGAGAUGAUCAGCAAAGUUUUGCUAAAGUGAAUGAGAACAAAGAUGAUCAUCAGAAUUGUUGGAAAGCUUUGGGACAUUGUCUGAUUCCUCCUGUUAUGUGGAUCAUCACUGCAUUAAUUGAUGGUGAUUAUGUGGCUUGUGGCUUGACAAAGUGGAAAGGAACUUUUGUAUAUGAUAAAGAAUUAAAUAGAGCAUGGUGCAAACCCAUCGAAUCGGCCAAUGCAGGAAACCAGACUGAUCUGCGGUACGAGUAUCAGGGGUAUAUUAGCAUAUCUAUGACUUUAGGUUAUGCAAUGCUUGCUGUCUUUAGUGUUGUUACUGUUUUCUUGAUGAGUAUGUAUGACUGCUUCAAAAGUGGUAAAUGUGACUGCUUCAAAAAUGAAAAUUCUGCCUCCUGCAGAGGAACACAGAGGGUUCAGCAAGAUGUGGAACAGGGUUACGGACAAGAGUUUACACAAUUUUAGAGAAACUGUUCUAACCCUGAUACCCUCAAAUCUUCAGA
Molecule: messenger RNA, 1456 nt
Organism: Misgurnus anguillicaudatus (oriental weatherfish)
Lineage: Eukaryota; Metazoa; Chordata; Actinopteri; Cypriniformes; Cobitidae
Source: RefSeq, a predicted model, not a curated record